CUCGCUCGCUCGCUCUUACAUGCUCUGGCUCUUGCACACACACAUACAGAGAGGCUCUCAGUUCCUCAGCGGCUGCAGCGGAGUACAGAGGAGUCAGAGAGAGAGAGAGAAGCAGGGAGAGAGGGAAAGAGCGAGGACAGGCGGCACGGUAACGGACGUCGAGAGAGGGACACAACCUCAGAGAGAGAGAGAGAGUAGCUUAGGGAGAGAGAAAGGGAGAGAGAGAGAGAGAAACGGGAGGCAGGGAGAGCUGGAUAGCUGGUGGCUCACUCCCACACCUCAUCUUCACUUUGCUGGGACAGGCACAGAAUUGAUGUCCAAGGAGGCAGACUUGGAUGUGAGAGGCAGUGAGUGCGACACGGUCCCACAAGAGCCCAGCACAGACCCGGAGCCGCCCAGGCCGCCUCCAGUUAAGGCUAACGGACCAGAAGGCACCUCUGGCGUUUGCACGAGCAUCCCCUCCAGUAGCAACAGUAGCACCACCACCAGCGGCAGCGGCAGCAAAAGUGGUCUGGGUGGCAUUAGCAUCGUUAGCAGCAGCGCUGAGGGAGCAGGCGAAAGCUCCAUGCAGUUCAGCACCAGACCGCCUAGUGCUGAGCAGCCGGGCUUCAUGGGGACAUGGCAGCAGCAGGGCACUGACAGCAACCUCCUCUACAGAAUGUCCCAGCAGGCCAUUCGCUGCACACUAGUGAACUGCACAUGUGAGUGUUUCCAGCCGGGGAAGAUUCACCUACGCACAUGUGACCAGUGCAAACAUGGCUGGGUAGCUCACGCUUUAGACAAGCUCAGCACCCAGCACCUGUACCACCCCACCCAGGUGGAGAUCGUUCAGUGCAACGUGGUGUUCGACAUCAGCAGCCUGAUGCUGUACGGCACCCAGGCCGUACCCGUCAGGCUGAAGAUCCUGCUGGACCGCCUGUUCUCCGUGCUGAAGCAGGAAGAGGUGCUGCACAUCCUGCACGGCCUGGGCUGGACCCUCAGAGACUACGUCAGGGGCUACAUCCUGCAGGAUGCUGCAGGCAAGGUGCUGGACCGCUGGUCCAUCAUGUCCCGAGAAGAGGAGAUCAUUACCCUGCAGCAGUUUCUGCGCUUUGGUGAGACCAAAUCCAUAGUGGAGCUGAUGGCCAUUCAGGAGAAGGAAGGUCAGGCAGUUACAGUUCCCUCCUCCAAGACAGACUCUGGUAUUAGGACGUUCAUUGAAAGCAACAACAGAUCCCGCAGUCCAGGGAUCGUUACACAACUGGAUAGCAGUAGCCCAACAAGCAUUCACCAUUUUGAGAAUAUCCCCAACAGCUUAGCCUUCCUCCUGCCCUUCCAAUACAUCAACCCAGUCUCUGCACCCAUGCUCGGCUUGCCCCCUAAUGGCCACCCUAUGGAGCAGUCGGCUCUCCGGCUCCGGGAGCCCAGCUUGCCAAACCAAGUUGAACAGGUGGAGACCAGUGACUCAGAAGUGUCCCUUUCACCCUUCCGCUCAGGCCAGAGCCCUAGCCGUGGAGCCCUUGGAGGCAUUAACAACAUUGAACCCAAGACAGAGCCCAGUAACAGGGCAUCACCCAUCUCACCGACCCCUUCCACGCAUCACGCUCAACAACAGCCGUCACAGCACCAACAGCAGCAGCAUGGCCAACAGCAGUCCCAAAAUCAACCUCAGCAAAACAACAGUUUGAAUGACCACCAGGUCCACCACCGCUUUAUAAAGGAUGAGCAGUCAAGAUCCAUCACCCAUGGCUCCUUUUCUUCCAAGAUGCAUCGCAUGCGGCGCAUGGGAUCAACUUCACGCAAGGGACGUGUCUGUUGCAAUUCUUGUGGUAAGACCUUUUAUGACAAAGGCACCCUUAAGAUACAUUAUAAUGCUGUGCACCUGAAGAUCAAACACCGUUGCACCAUUGAAGGUUGCAAUAUGGUCUUCAGCUCCUUACGCAGCCGCAACAGACACAGUGCCAAUCCCAAUCCACGGCUGCACAUGCCAAUGCUGCGCAACAACCGUGACAAGGACCUCAUCCGCUCAACCUCUGGUACACCUGUCAUCUCAAGCACCAAGAAUGGUGGCUUCUCACUUACCAGCCCUGGAAGGCCACCACUGGGUUUCACUACUCCACCUGUAGACACUAUGCUUCAGUCACCCCUGCACAGCCCACUGGUCUUCCCUUCCCUGAAGUCAGUUCAUCCUGUCCAGCCAGUGCCCCCAUUCUAUCGCACACUACUUUCCCCUGCGGACCUUGUCAGUCCUCCAGUGUCACUGCCGACCAGCCCAAUCCUACCUAUAACCACCAACAGUACCACUCUGAUGGACCAACAACAGCAUCUGCUGGCUGUUGCUGCAGCAGCGGCUUCACACAAUAAUGUUCAUAUGUCAGAUGCAGGAUCCCUGUCCCAUCGUUUUAAUAUACACCAUGCCAAUCAUGACCUCACCACUAGUAGCAGUGACCCAACACCCAAAAAGAAGCCUCGUAAAUCGAGCAUGCCAGUAAAGAUUGAGAAAGAAGUGAUCGAUGUGGCGGAUGACUAUGAUGAUAAAGAUGAUGAUGAUGACGAUGACAUCCACCAUAAUCACCACCAUCAUUCAUCCCUUCUUCACAACAAUGUCAAAAUGAAUGGUAACUGUAAUAGCAACAAUAACAGUGGUAGUGGUACUGGGAACCACAGUGGUGGUAGUGGGCAACAAUCUCCUUCCCAAGAUGAGAUGAGCCCCGGCCUGAGAGGCAUGAUGAAACAGAGUGAAGACGAAUGCCGGGAAGGUACAGGUAGUGACAGCAGGGGUGGAAAUGAUCUUCAGGGCGAGCUACGUUGUAUGGGCAGCUUCACCUCUGAGGACCAAGACCAUGAAAGAGACUUUGAGAACGAAUCUGAAACCUCUGAUUCUAAAAUGUUCUAUCGUGAUGAUCCGAUAGACGUGGAGGACCAGCAAAAGCAAAGCAGGGGUGGACGGUGUCUGGAGAAGGAUCACGAUGAUGAGGGCAGUGAGGAAGCCCAAUUGAGAAAGGAAAUGGAAAGCAAGGGUCAUUCCUCACCCUCACCUCCUCAGCCCCCUAUCAGGAUCAAGGAAGAACUCAACGAUCCUACAUACGACAUGUUCUGCAUGGGCCAGUACGGCCUCUAUAACGGAGGCAUGGCAGCGGCUGCUGCUGCUGCAAGCAUGGCCGCUCUGCAUGAGAGCUUCAUCUCUUCCAUGGGCUACGGUGCCAGCCCACCCAAAUUCCCUUCGUCUCAAUCACCAGAGGAAGACCCAUGCUCAAGUCCUGACCCCAAGAUCUGCUAUGUGUGUAAGAAGACCUUCAAGAGUUCCUACAGCAUGAAACUGCACUACAAGAAUGUGCACCUCAAAGAGAUGCAUGUGUGCACUGUCACUGGCUGCAACGCUGCUUUCCCUUCACGGCGGAGCCGAGACAGGCACAGCUCCAACAUCAACCUGCACCGCAAACUGCUGACCAAAGAGCUGGACGACAUUGUCCUGGACCCCCAACACCCGCCACUGCCCAAGGACCUGCGCGCCGAGUUUCUGGCUAAGAUCUACGCCGGGCAUCACAUGGGCAUGGACCCGUAUGCCAGGAUGGGCAUCGGAGGCGGCAGCCUUCGGCCCACUGGCCUGAACCACAAUGCCCGUUCCCUGAUGAGCAGCGAGUAUCCCCACCACACUCUCAACCAUAACCUGAAAAAUCACCACAGCAACGGCUUCUCCCGGGGCCAGCCAGACGACUACAUGGUGUUGGACCUGAGCACCACAUCCAGCGUUCAGUCCAGCAGCAGUGUCCACUCCUCACAUGAGUCAGACGAGGGCAGCGAUGAAGGCAUCCUAUUGGAUGACCUGGAGGAGGAGGAGGGGGUAGAGGAGGAGGGGGUAGAGGAUGAGGAGGAGGGCAACAGUGAGGGGGAGGACUGCUCCCAGCAUGCCGAGGGGCGGGCUGAAGGAAGGCAUCUGGACGAGACUGUAGAACUAAGAGGAGAAGGACAAGGUGAGGGGUUGGAACCGACCUCCUCACCAUUCCUCUUUUCGUCUAGCGGGGGCAGUCACGGGGGCAGUCACGGGGGCAGUCACGGGGGCAGUCACGGGGGCAGUCACGGGGGCAGCCACGGUGGCAGUCACGGUGGCAGCGGAGGGAUCCUCUGCAACAUCUGCCAUAAAAUGUACAGCAACAAAGGAACCCUGCGUGUGCACUACAAGACUGUGCACCUGCGCGAGAUGCAUAAGUGCAAAAUCCCCGGUUGCAACAUGGUGUUCAGCUCUGUGCGCAGCCGUAACCGACACUCUCAGAACCCCAACCUUCAUAAAAACAUGCCCUUCUCCACGAUAACAGACUAAAUAAUGACUUGCUACUUGACCCCGCUGUCAGUCGGCCCGCUCCUCCCUUCAUUCCUCAUCCUUAUUCCUCCUCAAAUGAGCUCUUAAUCCCAGCCCAGGGCCAUCAAAUACAGGCUAAAUGCCUGUAUGCCUCCUGCCCGUCAUUCAGUCAUUGAAAGACAUUUCUAUGUCCCUCUAUAAAAAUGCAUCGACUCUAAAUACAGUUUAUUAUCGUGACCUUUGACUUUUCCUUCUUUGGAAGAACAGGAUGACGCUCUCGCGCAUGGAGUUUGCUUUAUAACAAAACUCCACUUGUGUUUUUAUUCAUAAGCCCCUCCAUCUUUCAUUUGAGACUCCUCCCAACUUUUUUUGUCCGUCUCCAAAGAAUCUAUUCAAACUCUUAUUUGUGACUUUGCCUGCAGAAAUGAUAGUAUUGAAAAAAAAGAAAAUCUUCUUGUUGUAUUUGUGUAAUGAUAGCUUUUAAAUGAACCCCCUUACAAAAAGCAUGACAGCUUCAUUUGUAAAUAAUGUCCCACGAGGCUUUUGGUGUAAAGAGUUGUGUUGAUGGUUGUUUGCUUCUUUUUUCUCUCUCGUUAUGGUUUUAUGUUACAGUCCAGUACAAUACUUCCAGCUUUAGGCAAGAAAGAGGUAGCAUCUUACUAGCUUGACUCAUUUAUGUUAGCUUCAACGACACGUUUUAACUGAGUCCUAGGAAAAAAAGAAUAUCAUGUGACUUGUUUUAUCUACUUGUUAGAUAUUCAGAGGUUGCCGGCAUGCUUUUUUUGGCUCCUACACUGAUAUCAUUCUCUGUAUUUCUAUUGUUUUAUUUUUUUAUUUUGUCUGUUUUGUUUAUGAGCUUUAGUAUACCAAUUCAGUUUUUGCACUUUGCAUCUAUACAAGGGGAUGUGUAAUAUUAUUAUAAUGAGGACUUUUGCAAUGGUGAGUUUAAGUGUUGUUCGGGGUCAUUGAUGGCUACAGUGCCAAGGUAAAUAAUACCUUUAACGUAAUAUGCCAGUUUCUUUUUGCACGUGCUCAAACACAGUUUCACAACAGAAAACAACUUGUCUCCUUGAACAAAAUCUUCCCCCAUUGCUAAAAAAAAAAACGAAUUCAGAGCGUCUCCGAAGUACCUUGCCUCAAAACAAAUCCAAGCGUGAAUGACUAUAAACUGCUGAUCCACAAACACAAAGUUAAAUAUUGAUAAAGUCUCUCCUCUCUGUUCAAUGUGUGUAUGGUUGCCAGUAAUGGUCACACUAAUUACUUCAGAGGUGUAACUGUGUAUAAAGCAUGACAUUAUUGUGACAUUCUCCAACAAAGUUAUCAAUGCAAGAACUUACGUUUGUUUUUACAAAAGGCAUCUUAGUGAAAUAUGACGGUCCCAUAGAUUUGAAGAAAAAAGAUGAAAAUAGUCAUUCAACUGUGACCAAAUCAAAAGUGAUUGCUUCAGAAGAGCUCUUUCAGUGUGAGAGUGUGUACUUAAAUCAUGCCCCAUUGGAUUCAUAUGAUGCACUUGAGUCUUAAAAUCUUUUGCUGUGAUAUUUUCGGUAUCGGUUUCCAUUGCUGAGUGUCGGCUACAAAUGUACUCUAUGAAAAAUGUUGCCAUUUUUAACAUGUCCAUGACUGUCUUACGGUACAAAUUGUUUCCAGUAACUGGGCAAAGUAGCCAAGGGAAGGGGUAUUUAUUGGUUGGUCAUGUACCUUCAUGGAGUUUUUUUUUUUGUUGGUUUAAAGAAUAUUUUUUGUAAAAAGACAAAAAAAUAGAGAUUGUUCCUCAGUUUGUUUAUCAGUGUAUUAGCGAUGCCAUGUGUUACUAUAGGAGAUCUUCUCUUACUUGACUGGUGCUACACACAGAGGGGGACAUAUGCAGUGUUAUACGGUGGGCUGUACAGUAUUCACCUUACAUCCAUAACAGUGUUGAGUUCCACUUGUUUCAUACUCAAGCCAUUUUUACAAUAUAGACAUGACCUAUUCUGACGAGAUAUUUCAUGCUUUUUUUUUUAAGACUCCACCUAUAUGACACAUGCAGUUUCCAGUCCCCUCUUCUCAGAGAUAAAGAGAGCGAGACAGAGAGCUGAGGCUGAUGGAAAGGUUGCGGAGGUGGAAGGCUGACUAGGGAGGAAAAGGAUGACAGCAACGAUCAUUAAAAAUGUGCUGCUUCUCCGUUACCUGGAGGCGUCCCUGCCAUUCCAGCUUCUUCUGUCUAAUAACUCACUUGUCACUUCGUUACACUGCCAGACUCCAAGGUUGCUGACAAGACUGUGACACUGACAGAAAGAGAAAAAGAAGAGAAAAGACUGAACAAUUCAAUUCGACCCAUUCAAUUUAGUUGGAUUCAAUUCAUCUAUUCACUAUCUAUGUGUGCUUAUUCUUAUUCAGGGUCGCUGAUAAUUUAGUUCUAUUUCUCUCUUAUUCUUUUUUUUCCUCUUUGUCUGUCAGAGCGCAGUCAUUUAACAACCGCCUUACCCAUUUCUUCAACCCGCCACUCACUUACCACCUCCACACCCCACAGCGCAGGUCCUACAGGGACACACACUAAUAGUGUAUGCUUAAGUUCACCGGACGGCCAUGGCAUAGGAAAAAGGGAUGGGUAAUUGCCUGUUUAUCCCAAGUGAAGGGAAAAUUGAGUACAGGAACCCCUGCCUUUUCCCAGGAGUGGGUUUCACUGAGGCGCUCGCUGCCUCAUUCACUCAUUCAAUCCCCCCGGCCCUCGCUCUGGCAGAAAUAAAAAAGUGCUAUUCGAGGAACCCUGCUGACAGCUGUCUCUCUAACACACAACCAUACUAAAACACACACACAUGCACACAGAGGAGAGUGGCGCACACACACAUAUGCUUUCUACUUACAGGCCAGAAAGAUGACAAGAACUAGAUGACUUGUUAACCUCUAGUGAUGGAGGAGACAGGGUCAGAGAAAUAUAGAGUGUGUUCUCACCACAGGAAAUUAAACUCUCCAUCUAGCAUUAACAUUAUAGCUGCUGCCACUACAUAGAAGGCUAAUACUCCAUUAUGGAGAAUGAUGGGGGCUAGCAGUCAGGCAUAGAAAAUCCAAAGCUCUUAUUAUUAUUUCAUUUUACAUUUCCAACAGCUAAUAAUUGAGACAUUUGACCAAAACUGUUUAAUUGAGAAAAAAAUAUCCAGAACGCCAGCAAGCUUACAGAUUGAUUUUAACUUUGUAGAAUUAUUUGAGCUGUACAUACCCAACAAAGGUAAACUUAAGAUAAAUGUGCACUGCCCAAAUAACCUCAGUUAUUUUUGAUCUGACAAAAACACAUUUUCCACUACACUUCUGCCCUGUUCCUAGCAGUCUAUUUCUCAAGCAGCAGCCGCAGUGCAUGACCUCUGUCUACAUGUAUGUACUUGUGUGUGCCCGGAAAGACAGGCAAGAUAUUCCCUCACCAACACCCUUCUCCCACCUCCUACGGGCUCCUUCUGAGUCCUGCAUGGUGAUGGUGAUGCCAAGCUGCGAAGCUCAGAGCGGCAAAAGGCUGGCAACAGAUCUGAAAAACAAACCACUGUCCGGCAUCGCCAGGGAAACAGACUGGAGAGAUGGCGUAAAGGGAGUGGGCUUAGAAAGUGGUCUAGCAGUAGCCUUGCGGCAGUCACUUAACAAGGCAGGGGAGAAAGAGAGGAGCGAGCAGCGGGGCCAGGACUCCCCGGGAGUCUUCGCCAGCUUUUUCUAGAUUGCCUGCUGGAGAGCGAUCGCCACCCCUCACAUCUCCACCCCUCUCCCCCUACACUUUCCUCUCCUCUGAGAAAUGACCACCAAUUUCCCCCUCUCCUCUGAGAAAGGCCCCCCCUAUCCAAUCUUUGUCUCCCUCUUUUACUUCCCCAACCACAUGGGCCCAGGUGCUUUCUGCUAGCUAGUGACCGGGCUGUGGAUCCGCAGGAACACGUCACUAAGAGCGCCUCGUUGGCUGCGACCACUGGAGUGAAUCUUUAAUAUUUGAUUAGAAGAGCGUCGGGCAUCAAUUAUUCUGUAAUUCUACAUAGCACACGGGGAGAAGGGCAUGGCAAACGGCUGACCUGUUCAUCACUGUCCGUUCUGUUCACUUCACAUCGUGGAUGAGAGGGGACGCCACAUGUCAUGUUAAUGUAGCUCAUGGAACAAAGUGGGAUUCAAAUGUUUAAAAGGACACCAUAAGAAAUAUGCAGAUAGUAGAAAAAUACACACAUAUUUGUAUACAGUAGAUGCUUCAGUCUCAUGUGUUCUCGAAAAAUACCCUCGUUAAUUUGAACUGGAACCUGUGAAAUGUCAAGAAUUAAUUCAUUUCAUGUUUUCCAUUGUGCCAAUUAUAUUUUACAGUCUUAAAUAUAAAUAAGCUUGAAGAGCUGGUGAAUUUCGAUUUUUUUUUUUAUUUCACUUUUUUCUGUAUCACAUGCAUUUGUUUCUUUAAAAAGCCCGUGUUCUGGCACGGGCACUCGACAGCGUUGCAUGGCUACAUCGUCGCACUGCAAACAACGAACAGAGCAGAGGAGCUUACGUUACUUUGGUGUCAAAAGGGUGAUUUGGAAGCCUCAUGAAUACUGUAUGUUACCUAAACAGGUGUUUCCCAUUUGCAGUGAGGAGGAGAAAAAUGGUCCUCUUUUUAAAAAGACUUGUUUCUUUCUUUUCUUUCUUUUUUUGCCUUUCUUGUAUUUGUUUCUGUAUCAUAACUGUCUAUGGUUUUUGCAUAAAAUGCAUAAGGGUUUUGGGAUGUAAAUGGAAUUGUAUUCAUAUUUUGUCCAAAUACCUCUUGUAAUUUGUAUCAGAAUUCUUGUACAAUUUUUAUAUUAAAGAUUUAUCAGUCACUG
Trematomus bernacchii (emerald rockcod) is the source of this 9069-nucleotide messenger RNA. It is a transcript of the gene bnc2, whose product is annotated as basonuclin 2. NCBI's taxonomy places the organism in Eukaryota, Metazoa, Chordata, Actinopteri, Perciformes, Nototheniidae. The record is from RefSeq and is a predicted model, not a curated record. Gene Ontology annotation, biological process: regulation of DNA-templated transcription. Gene Ontology annotation, cellular component: nucleus.